Molecule: messenger RNA, 636 nt
Organism: Entrophospora candida
Lineage: Eukaryota; Fungi; Glomeromycota; Glomeromycetes; Entrophosporales; Entrophosporaceae
Source: the annotation of a GenBank genome assembly
UUCAAUCAAAAAAUACAAAAGCCUAUCUUGGAACGAAUGAAUGCAGAGGAAAUGUUGACUGGAAUAACUUCUGUAGAAUGGUCCAAUGAUUAUCCCAUGCUGAUAGAGGCUAUUAGAAAGAAAUGGAAACGUGAUCCUCUACCUAUUCCAGAAGGUCUUCCUAGAAUUUCAGAUAAAGAUGAAUUGCUACAAGAAGGAACACGAGUUAGAGUAAUGUUAUUUGAGCCUAAAUCUGUACUUGGACAAAAAUUACAUGGUAAGUUUCGUACAGGUGAUAUUCGAUGGGAUCCCGAAAUUCGAGUAAUUAAAAAACUUAUAUUAAGUCCUGAGCAACCACCAACAUAUCUUGUUAAUGGUCCUCAUGGCAAGUUGGGAGUAUCACGUUGUGCAUAUACUAGAAAGCAACUCCAAGUAGUUCCAGACAAUGAGAAUCCCCCUCCAGAUACAGUAAUUCGUAGUAAACAAUAUAAAUUCAUUCCUGAAAAAAUUCUUAAGCAACGAACUUACAAAGGUAAAAAACAAUACCUUGUUAAAUGGCACCGAUAUCCUGAAAGUGAAUCAACUUGGGAACCAGCAAAUAGAUUUAAAGAGGAUGCACCUAAUCUUGUAAACGAAUUUCUGGGAGUAAAAAAAUAG